Molecule: messenger RNA, 1588 nt
Organism: Scatophagus argus
Lineage: Eukaryota; Metazoa; Chordata; Actinopteri; Scatophagidae
Gene: mdh2
Product: malate dehydrogenase 2, NAD (mitochondrial)
Exons: 1
Coding region: 128-1141 (337 amino acids)
Biological process (GO): tricarboxylic acid cycle; malate metabolic process
Cellular component (GO): mitochondrion; cytoplasm
Molecular function (GO): L-malate dehydrogenase (NAD+) activity
Source: RefSeq, a predicted model, not a curated record
UUCUCGACGCAUGACAGUUUAAGCUCUUCCUGUUCGCUGGUGGCUAGAGGACGUUGGUGUCACAGAGGAGAGGGGCUCUUCGGGUAUUUCUGAUUUUAUUACAGUAAAAAGAAGUCACUGAAACAAAAUGUUUUCCCGUGCCGUGAGACCUACAGUUAACCUCGCUCGGAGCCUGUCCACCUCAACGCAGAGCAACGCUAAGGUGGCGGUCCUUGGAGCGUCAGGCGGCAUAGGCCAGCCGCUAUCUCUGCUUCUCAAGAAUAGUCCCCUGGUGAGUCACCUCUCCCUCUAUGAUAUUGCCCACACACCCGGUGUGGCUGCAGACCUGAGCCACAUCGAGACGAAGGCCCAGGUGACCGGCCACAUGGGUCCCGAUCAGCUGGAUGCCGCUCUGCAGGGUUGUGACGUCGUGGUCAUCCCCGCCGGUGUGCCCAGAAAACCUGGCAUGACUCGUGAUGAUCUCUUCAACACCAACGCCACCAUUGUAGCCACCUUGGCCGAUGCCUGUGCCCGCACCUGCCCUGAGGCUAUGAUCUGCAUCAUCGCAAAUCCUGUCAACUCUACCAUCCCUAUUACAUCAGAGGUCAUGAAGAAGCAUGGAGUGUACAACCCCAACAGAGUGUUUGGUGUCACAACCCUGGACAUUGUCAGAGCAAACACCUUCGUGGCAGAGCUCAAAGGCCUUGACCCAGCUCGUGUCAAUGUACCAGUCAUUGGAGGUCAUGCUGGGAAGACCAUCAUUCCGCUCAUUUCCCAGUGCACACCAAAAGUUGAGUUCCCUGCUGACCAGCUGUCUGCUCUGACAGCCAGGAUCCAGGAUGCUGGCACAGAGGUGGUGCAGGCCAAGGCUGGAGCUGGAUCUGCUACGCUCUCCAUGGCCUAUGCUGGCGCCCGCUUUACCUUCUCUGUCCUGGAUGCCAUGAAUGGAAAGGAGGGUGUGGUGGAGUGCGCCUUUGUCAGGUCUGAGGAGACAGAGUGCAAGUACUUCUCCACGCCACUUCUCCUGGGGAAGAACGGCAUUGAGAAGAACCUUGGGCUGGGAAAGCUUUCUGCCUUUGAGGAGAAGCUGGUGGCUGAUGCCAUGAGUGAGCUGAAGGCUUCUAUUAAGAAGGGCGAGGAUUUUGUUGUUAAAAUGAAGUGAACAGGGAGCAUUUAGUUAGUUGAAAGCAAACAACAGCUGUGAUUGAUAAUUGGUUCCGUCUUAACUUAAAAGGCAUCUGGGUAAACUUCAGUAUCUGUCAGUGUUUCCUCUUUUGUUUUCGUUAGCAGUAGGGGUCAUCUAGAUUCAGAAAUCAUGGUUUUAACCAUGGUCAUCUUUCUUAUGUAUCAUCUCCCUUACCUUUUCAAACAUGGCUUUAUCUUGCACUUAUGAUUUGUGUACAUACUGUACUGUGACUUAUCUAUAUUUUGCAAUUGUCAAAUUUGAACAAAUUCAUAUAUUUUCAUGUACAGUCUGCCUUUGUGAGAAUUUCUCUGCUGAAUGAAUGAGGGGGGGGAAAUACUGUCAUUUUACCCAUUGAUGCAAGUAGAUGUUACUGAUGAGCAAAAAUACUCACUCCACCAAUAAACAGUUUGGCUUUAAAAACAA